Messenger RNA from Trichechus manatus latirostris (Florida manatee), 621 nucleotides. RefSeq lists its product as uncharacterized. Bases 1 to 612 code for a protein of 203 amino acids. The transcript is spliced from 5 exons. Lineage: Eukaryota; Metazoa; Chordata; Mammalia; Sirenia; Trichechidae. The record is from RefSeq and is a predicted model, not a curated record.
AUGCGCCGACACACCUACGGCCCGCCCGCCUACCUGGCCGUCCCGACGCGGCGGCCGCCGGAGUCCUCAGCCGGGCGGCGAGAGCGGGCGCUUCGCUGCGCCGCCGGCCGAGGCCGAAGCCCCGCCAAAGAGGCGGCGACGGCGGCGGGAGGCCCCGCGGCCCUGGACCCUCCAGGGAGGCCGCAGAGGCCAGGCCUGCGCAGCAGAGGGAGCAACGGCCUCGGAACCGCAGCGGGCCCUCCCUGGCCGGCGGGCUCUACCUGCUACCGGGCCAGGCCGGACGCCCAGGGCGGCGCAGACCCCAUCGGAGCCCUGUUACGGGAGCACUGCCGAGUCACCCAGGAGGAGCCCAGUGGCUUCUCCAUCAGCUUCGUGGACACGGAGAGGAAGUACCACUUCGAGCGCUGCAGCGAGGAGCAGUGUCAGGAGUGGAUGCAGGCGGGGCAUCCGGCCAGCGACCACUCACCGCCGCCGUCUCCAACCCACGAGUUCACGCGGAGGAGCCUCUUCUUCUACAGAAACGAGAUCCAGAAAGUGACGGGCAAGGACCCCCUGGAGCAGUUCGGCAUCUCCGAGGAGGCCCGGUUCCAGCUAAGCAGCUUGAAGGCAUGAGCCCCCAGA